AUGCAGUCUGAAACACCACCAGCGUCGACGCAGAAGACCAACUUCACGCUGAGCGCAGCCUCUGCCAAUGUGCAAACUUUCUAUCGAGGACAAGAAGGUUACGCCAACAAGCUGACGUAUGUCCGAGAGCAAUUUGUUGCGCAUGGCAUCAAUAUUCUCGGAUUGCAAGAAUGCCGCACAGACACUGGUGCGUCUCAAUACCAAGAUGUUCUUCGGCUAGCUGGAGGGUGUGACAAAGGAUGCCUUGGCAUUGAGAUUUGGAUCAAUCUUGCCCAGCCUUUUCUCUACCAAGGAGGCCAACCUCAACGAUUUGCCAGAGGUGACUUUGUUGUGGUUGCGAGAGAUCCCAGACACCUCCUGGUCCAUCCGAAGAACUCUUCCAUUGAUCUUUGGCUUCUUGCUGCCCAUGCUCCACACAGUGGUGCUGACUCUGCAGCCCGUGAAGAAUGGUGGCACAAUCUUUCCACCCUGAUCAGUACACACGCACCAGCGGACAACAUCAUCAUUAUGAUUGAUGCAAAUGCGGCCACAGGACCACAAGACGGAAGGCAUGUCUUCCAAAAUGAUGACAAGGCAACGGCUAAUACAGGACAUUUUCGUGCCCUUCUCCAUGACCAUUCAUUGUGUGUGCCUGCGACCUUGGACACCCAUGAAGGACCACACGGCACGUGGAUCAGCCCAGUUGAUGAGUCUCUGCAUCGCAUUGACUAUGUCCUGAUUCCAUGCCACUGGCAAUCUCGAUGUACACUAUCGAUGGGCCUCUCCAACUUGGACUUUGGACAUCUUGGUGAUCAUCAAGCUACGGCUCUACAACUUGAGUGGCAAGAAGAUUCAGCAUCAAUUCCACGACGCGCUCGAGGACGAGGUCAUGAUCGCACACGAAUUAGACACAGUGCCUUGACCCAUCAACUUCAACAAUAUCAACCACUACCCUGGCACACUGACAUUGAAAGGCAGGUUGAACAUCUCAAUGAGCACUUGCUUGACGUCCUGCACAACAACUGUCCGGUGGCCAAGAGAGGUCCCAAGAAGAGCCACAUCACCGAUGACAUCUGGCAAAUGCGCGCAGACAAACUGCACCAGCAGAGGAAGGUUCGUCAACUACGAUAUCAGCUGGCACAGGAACAGCUGCAUCGCUGCUUUGCGGCGUGGCAAGGACAACUUGGGGAACAAGAACAACAAGCAUCCCAGCAGUUUACAGCGACUGUGAGACGCCAGUGUGUCCAUCGAAGCAUUCGGCUUUGGCAGAUUACACGGUCACUGCGCAAAGCGUUGUCACAGACCAAACGGCAUGCGGUUCAGAAGGCGAUUGGCGAGUUGCCCACAGACAGUGCCGCAUCCCAGAUCCUAUAUGCCUUGAAGCCAGUGAUUGGCCCGACCAAUCCCAAGCUGCGCAAAGCCACGCCUUUGCCUCAGGUUUUGCAAGCAGACGGAUCACCUUGUGACAGCCCUGAAUCCCUACGAGACAGGCCUGGCGACCCUUUUGCCGAUGUAGUCUUUGGUUACAUGUUCUCUCGAAUCCUCACCAAUGUCGAGAGACGUCUGGGGGAGAUUGGCAUUUUGGAGACCUUUGAGGAUGUGGAGGCCACAGGCAUUUUUGUUGACGCUGCCAACGCACCCAUGGUGGAACAUACCCUGCUCGGGCCAACGUGGAUGGACGAUCUCUGCCUGACUUUGUCUCAUCAGACAGCGACAGGAGUGGAAAGACAAGCAGGAGUGGCGGCCAGCAUUUUGCUGGAGACAUGCACAGCACAUGGGGUUACCCCCAAUCUUGACCGUGGAAAAAGUGAAAUCCUGUUCACGUUCAGAGGAACGGGCUCCAGGAAGCUGCGCAUCAAAUACUUCAGUGCCGCCAACGGCCAACAAAUGCCCAUCACCACAGAAUAUGGCACGCAGAACAUCUCGGUCGUUGGCCUUGGCCAUUACACCCACUUGGGUAGCAUAGCUCACCACACAGGACUUUCACACAGAGAAGUCCGUCGACGUAUUGCGAUUGGCAAUGCUGCGUUUGCGACUCACCGCAAACUUCUCUUCCAGAAUGCGGCUUUUUCGCUCCAACGCAGAGCAGAAUUGUUCCAGUCAUUGGUGGUUAGCAAGAUUGCCUACACCAUGGAAUCAUGGACAUUUGGCGACAACAGGACCUUCGAGUACUUCCGUACCGCCAUCCUGCGCCUAUACCGCAGACUGCUCAAGCUGCCGCCAGAUGCGGCGAUACAAGAUGCGGACGUUAUGACCCAGGCAUCUCUGCCAGCACCAGAGGACAUGCUCCGUAUUGUGAGGCUUCGAUAUCUUGGUCUCCUUUACAAGUGUGAAACUGUCACACCGUGGGCCAUCUUCCGUGCCGAUCACCACUGGUUGGCCCUUCUUCGUGAUGAUCUGCAAUGGUUAUGGGCUCUCAUAGCAGACACGAGCAGGCUACGUGAUCCUGCCCAACAUUUCGAAGACUGGGAGUACGUGCUCCGCUACCACCGCAGUUAUUGGAAAACACUAUUGCAACGAGGAGCCCGGCUCAGCUGCAUGAAAAGAGAAGAUGAUAUGAUGAUUCGUCGACUACAUCAAGAUGUCCUUUGCCAUCUAUCUGAUCGAGGUCGACUCCAUACAGCUCCGGUUCGAGAGCUUUUUGAUGAACAUCAGCAGCAGCACCACUUUGGAUGCAUGUACUGCGCCAAACGCUGCCGCACAAAGGCAGGAGAAGGAGCACAUCUCUUCCGUGCACAUGGAAUCGUCGCCCAUGAACGACAAUGGAUUGCUGGCACCACCUGCGAAGCCUGCCUACUUGAAUUUCACAGUCAUGACAAGCUGCAGGCUCAUCUGCGCACUGCGCAUCAUUGCCGCGGCAUACUCAGCUCGAGGCCGAUCUAUCAGACAGUUGCCCCAGGCAAAGGUUCGAAGAUCAACAACGAGCUUCGGGAGCAUCAUGACGGUUUAUUGCCAGUGCAGAAGGUCCAUGGCCCACAUCGACGAGAUGUACCACCGGGACAAGUUGAACUCCAUCAUCAACCGCUCUUUGGGGCUCUAGCUCUACAGAUCUAUGAGACGGAUGAGAAGGACCUUGCACGCUUGUUUGCGGCCAUGCAGAACACCAUCAGCGAGCACUACAUUGGAUGGACUCAGACACGCAUUACCCUGCAAGCGGUGGCCCAAGGGUUCACAGAAGAAGCUGUUAUGGAUACGCACCUCACACGUGAGCAGAUUCAGCAACUUCUUUCUGACCUGGGAGACGCAGCCAAUUGGCCUUUCCUCCACACCGUUGAGACGGAUUCUGCAGAAGCAUCCCAUCUUUACUCCCUUGAGCUCUACGAGCUGUGGUGCAAUGACUUGGCCAAUAUGGAGUGCGCCUGGAGCCCUUUUGCACCAACCUGCCCUCGACCGAGGGUCAUCAGGACCCGGCAGUUUCUCUGGGGAUUGCCGUCCCUCUCUUUGAGAGAGAUGCAACAACUCCACGAUGGCCAUGUGUUACUGGGCUUUAGCCUACAAGGAAUGGUGAGACUCUCCACCACUGGAGGACUUGGAGUUUUGGAGCACCCAGGUGAACCAGAACAAGCUGAUGCGGCAAGCAUUUGGCGCCUUCCGCUCAUGCAGUUUGUCUUGAAUCUCCCGGGUUUCCAACUUCGAGAAUGUGCGCAGGGUCUACUUGGUGCAACUAGCACAAAGAGGACGGGCUUGCUGACCUUGAACCUUCCGGAUCUACCACUGCAUAUCAGGGCCAAUGCGAUCCGACCUGGUCUUCCUCGAGCAGCAACGAUCGGAGUCGACGCUGAGGGAAGGUUCCGAACGGCGAUACUCAAAGAGUAUCCCCCGGCUUUUUGCCGUGGGUUGGCAGAAAGUUUCCUCUCACACUUCCCACCAGUGGAUCAUCUGGUGGACCUGGAUCGUUUGCCUGCGACGUUUCUUGAACGCUGCCGAAGCAUGGUCAGUACAGAAAUGGGACAUGCAAUCGGCGCAGAUUUUGCCAGGUGA
Molecule: messenger RNA, 3960 nt
Organism: Cladocopium goreaui
Lineage: Eukaryota; Dinophyceae; Suessiales; Symbiodiniaceae
Source: the annotation of a GenBank genome assembly